AUAAAUAAGCGAACUGGAAACGGACUGAGACACAGAAAACAACGGGCUGGACGCUAGUGGAGAGGAGCUGGAGUAGUAGAGCCAAUCUCUUCCGUUUCCAUUCUGUGAAAGCAUCUCUGAGGAAAACAAAAAAGUAUUAAAAGAUUCGAGAUGAAAGCUGUCAGCCCGAUCCGAUCAGCCAGAAAACAAAGCAGCAGCGACGUUGUGCGGGGCCUGUCAGAGCAAAGCCUUGGCAUCUCCAGAAGCAAAGCGCCGGUCGAGGAGCCUCUCGGCCUCCUCUACAACAUGAACGACUGUUACUCGAAAUUGAAAGAGCUUGUGCCCAGCAUCCCGCAAAACAAGAAAGUGAGCAAAAUUGAAAUCCUACAGCAUGUCAUCGAUUACAUUCUGGACCUGCAGAUCGCUUUGGACACACACCCCUCCAUCGUCCUGCAUCAGGGCCAGAACUCUCCCUCUAGAACGCCCCUGUCAACACUCAACACAGACGUUGCGAUUCUAUCGUUACAGGCAUCUGAAUUCCCCAAACAAUUGUUGACAGACGACAGUAAGGCAUUUUGUCGUUGAUGAUCUGGUGUUCGUACAUCACGAGGCCUGAGCUGAUGCAGCCCCUGGAGCGAUCGCAGCCCAAGUAACCCAACAACAAUCAUUGACUUGACUGACACUUUCUGUGUGAUCCUCCAGCUCCUCUUUUUUGCCCGGACUGAUCGGUUAUUUAUAAACGGACUGAAUGCCCCUUUCUUCAUUUGAAAGGCUUGCAGUUGUUGUCUUUCUAGUUUUAUUAUUAAUAUAUCCCAGAUGAGGGAAGCGCAAAAAAAAACAAGGAAAAUCACAUUGGAGGAAGACUUUACCUUUCUGAAGGUGGAGCGUGGCCGAAGAAAGAAAUCUUGUUGUUGAUCUUUUCUUUUUUUAAAAAAAAAGUCAGAAAUGUUAUUUUUCUGGCGAACGCAGGAGUGGCGCGGAGUUUGUGUGAUAGACAACCUUGUGAACUCUAAUCAAGAGUAUUGUGUAUAGUAGCAGAGAUGUACAUUUCUGCAACAUUGUAAUGCUGUACUUAAUUAUGCUGGAACUUUUUAUAAAAGUUAAUAUUGUAAAUCGUACUUUUUAUACAAAAUAAAUUGUCGCUUACUGAA
Carcharodon carcharias (great white shark) is the source of this 1130-nucleotide messenger RNA. It is a transcript of the gene id2a, whose product is annotated as inhibitor of DNA binding 2a. NCBI's taxonomy places the organism in Eukaryota, Metazoa, Chordata, Chondrichthyes, Lamniformes, Lamnidae. The transcript is spliced from 3 exons. Gene Ontology annotation, biological process: negative regulation of transcription by RNA polymerase II; circadian regulation of gene expression; cell differentiation. The coding region runs from base 151 to 564 and encodes 137 amino acids. Gene Ontology annotation, cellular component: cytoplasm; nucleus. The record is from RefSeq and is a predicted model, not a curated record. Gene Ontology annotation, molecular function: protein dimerization activity; transcription regulator activity.